This is a messenger RNA of Dentiscutata heterogama, 362 nucleotides long. The record is from the annotation of a GenBank genome assembly. NCBI's taxonomy places the organism in Eukaryota, Fungi, Glomeromycota, Glomeromycetes, Diversisporales, Gigasporaceae.
CCUGAUUAUGAAAAAGAAGAAACUUAUAAUACAUAUCUUAAUUUGAUAUAUGGGUUACAAAACAAAUCAGAUAAUAAAGAAACAGAAGAAUCUGAUAGUUCAACAAGUGAAGAAGAUGAGAUUCUAUCUGGUGUUCAAAUUGCUACAAUACUCAAUUCUCAAUUUAAAGAUUUUAAAUGGGAUGAUACUAAUGUUUAUUCUCAACCAACUACUCCUGUUCACAAUUAUACAGAUGAUAAUAAUAAUUUUUUUAAAGUAUUAAAAUAUAAAGAAUUAGGCAAUUCAUUUUCAAUUAAGGAGAAUGAAGUUUCACGUUAUAUAAGACUUUGGCAAAUAGAUAUUAAUCAGGAUCCUUUAAAAUG